Rangifer tarandus platyrhynchus (Svalbard reindeer) is the source of this 903-nucleotide messenger RNA. The record is from the annotation of a GenBank genome assembly. Lineage: Eukaryota; Metazoa; Chordata; Mammalia; Artiodactyla; Cervidae.
AUGCUGUCUUCGCCGCCCAGGAGGGAGCUGCGGCGGGGAAUAGGACCCAGGGCGGGGAAGCCGCGCCACCGGGAGGAGGCCACUCAUUCGAGCGAACAAAGCCCGGAACCUCUGGUGCCCAGCGGCCGCGGGAGCCGGGAUGUCACCAAGGCGCAGGGUGCGCGGGUGCCAGGCCCAUUACAAGACAGGGCGCUUCCGAGAAUCUCACCCUUUCUUGGCCUCUCUGCUGCCUGCUGGCCCGAAAGUGAGGACGAGCACCCAGGGGUACUGCACACACCUCCCAGGGCCAAGGAGCUAUCCGCGCGGCUGGGGUCCCGGGCGGCGCCUGGCGUGUGCGCGACGCGAGUGGGGAAGCUCACAACGCGGAGCCCCGAGGUCUCUGGGGCGCAGGGCGGAGAGGAGCGGCGGACAGGGCUCGCCACUGCUCCCCCAGGGCCGGGCAACGCUCGGAAGACAGACGCAAGACAAAAUAAAACGCAAGCACCACAAAGCCGAGACAGGGUGUGCGGACCGCGGCCCCGGGACCCGCAGGAGGGAGCGGAACCGCCCGGGAGGUGGGGCGCACCAGGGCGCCCCAGCCGUACCUUUUCGGUGCAUCGACGGGCAGGCGGCCGGGGCUCGGAGCGGACUGGUACAGCGUCGAGCAUCGCGGGCGGUCGGCCCCGCGGAGAAGCGCUGCUGCUGCGUCCGGAGCGCCUGGGCAGCCGAGUGCGCGGGGAGCGGAGUUGGCUGCAGCCUCACCCCGUGCCGCUCACUACUCCUCUGUCACCGGAGAGGCCGCCGCUCCAGGGCGGAGCCAAGUCCCGGACUGGAUUGCGCAAAGCGGACUCUCCUCCUGCAACCCCGCCUACUUUGGCUGGCGUCUUCUCCGACCCGAAGGAGGGCUGCGGUCUCUGUGUGUGA